AUGCCACGUAAGCUACGUAAGAAUAUACGUAAGAGGAAGAGAGCAUUGAAACAUCCAAUAGUAAAACUGACACCACAACAACAGUUGCAACAACAAAUGAUGAAUGACCCCACUAUGUUGCAACAAAUGUCAAGCAAUCCUAUGCUUUUAAACCGAGUUGUUGGUGCACAGAGUGGAGGUUUAAGAGCGGCACUUUUAGCGAAAAUGGCAGGCUUUGGUGGAGCUGCAGACGGAACAGCCUAUAACCCUCAAAGUCAAAUGAAUUUGAGUUCACUCAAAAAUCAAAUAGCAGAUGUCAAAAAGUCAAACAUAGACAUACAGAAGCAAAUAGGUGAAAACGAAAAGAAACUAGAAUAUGACAGACACACAAAGAAACUCAAUGAGUUAAACGUAGAGAAAAAGAAGAAAGAAGAACAACUGAAAGAACUAAGUACAGAGCAAUAUGCGAAAAAAGUGUCAGAAAAAGCAGCAGAAGUAGCAAAAAUGGAACAAGAUGUCAUAAAUUUGAAAAACCAUACUACUCAAUAUAAAGUACUGAAAGAUGAAGAGAUAAAACAAAAAGCCCUGAAGACAUAUAUGGAUAGCGAUGAGUAUAAAAAGGAAGUUGAAGCAAAUGUAAAGGCAGAAAAACUUUUACAGUUGCAAAACCAAACCGUACAGUAUGAAAACUUAGCACAAGAAAGUAAAAAUAACGACGCAGCCAUGCAAAAGGCAAUGAAAAGCGCAGAAUAUAUAAAAGCUAACAAUGACUGGGUAGAUGCCCAAGCCAACGCCAAAGCAGCCCAGCUUAUAGGGUCAAUAAGGACAAAAAUACAAGCGGAUGAAGACAGUUCAAAUGAAGCUUUAACAAAUGCUGACUUUAAGAACGCCUUCGAAGCUCUUCAUAGUAAGGUGAAACAAGUGAACGAUUUCUCAUCUGGAAAGAAACUGAAGUCUGAAGGUUUCGACAAAGAGUUAAAAGAAGUAGCACAAAAUAUGACGAAAAUAACAGAUGCAGCAACGAGACAGGCAGUUCAAAGUGCCUAUGACGCCGUUAGAGCAACUGUUGUGAAAAGUCAAGAAAAAGAGUUACAACAGACCAAAACAGACCUAGUAAAUGCUUUCUUAAGAACGAAAAGUCAGGUAGGACAUUACGCUGCAGAUGGAACAUAUGUGCCAGCUGGUGGAACUUAUAUACCAGCUGUUGGAAUUUAUAUACCACCAAACCCUCCAAGAGAAGCACCUGCACCAGGACUACCUAAAACAUUUACAUCGUCACAUGGACACAGACACAGGCAUGCACCAAAACAACAACCAACACAACAACCAACAGUUCAAAAUCCAGCACCACAACAACAACCAAAACCAGCACAACAACCAACAGUUCAAAACCCUGCACAACAACCACCUCCACAACCAGAGCAAGGACAUAAAAGAAGUAGAGAACAAGGAAACCAAGAAUUCUUAAAAAUGCUUAAAGAAGACUAUGGUUACCCAGAUACUAUUGACUUUAGUGACAGAUAUAAAGAAGCUAUUAGAAAGUUCAAGGAUGGAAAUGCUGACCCGAACCUAUUUAGCUUUAUGGCUCAGCACCAAAUCGGAUAUAAUUUCAAACCUGGAAAAUACAAGCUCGCUAAGGGAUAUGAUUUAAUAUCAUAUCAUCCAAAUGACAUGAACGAAUUUACUCCGAGAUAUUUGGUGUCAGAGCUAAAUAAUGAUUCAACUAUCUGCAUGAAACGCGUAAAAAAUAGAGACGGAACGAAAGAACAAAGGCUUAUGAAUGCGGAUGACUUAAAUAGGGAAUUUGUUGAAAACGGUCUCGGAAUAUAUGAAAUGCCAGCAGAUGAGGUACAAGAAACUCCACAGGAAGAAGUUCAGAUACAACCAGACAUGGAAGAAAUAGUUCAGCAACAACAGCUAGAAGAGCCUGAAGGAAACGAACAA
Molecule: messenger RNA, 1923 nt
Organism: Trichomonas vaginalis G3
Lineage: Eukaryota; Parabasalia; Trichomonadida; Trichomonadidae
Product: kinase-related family
Exons: 1
Source: RefSeq, a predicted model, not a curated record